AUGGUUCAGCCAUUACUGAAUCUAGCACGCAUUGCGCCUCUAAAGCUUGGCGCGCGAGGACCUUUUAGAAGCUACUCAUCAAGUGCCAAAUCUUUUGUUAGACCGAAAUCCCCGGUUAUCACUACGAAACGGGUGUUGGUAGUUACUGCCUUUGCUGCUGCGGCUUACGUCUAUACAGAUGACACAGCUAAGAGUGCGGUUCGCCAUUUGGGCGUGACCUCCAAAAGGGUUGGGGUUGUUGCGCAGGCUACGAUGCGGUGUGUGUACAAUUACCAGCGAACGCUUUCUGCGAACUAUAGUUCUGAACAAGAACGUAGCGACGCGCUGAAGAAGUGCCACCAGCUAUGCGCUAAAGUUACUUUACGCGCAUUAGAGACCAACGGUGGAGUUUUCAUCAAGCUCGGCCAACACAUUGCGGCUAUGACAUACUUGCUUCCCCCAGAGUGGACUGAGACCAUGGUCCCGCUGCAAGACAAGUGCCCGCAGUCCACUCACCAAGAAAUUGAAGAUCUUUUCAAGCAGGAUCUCAAAAUAGACAUACAAGACAUGUUUUCAGACUUUGACCCCGAGCCUAUAGGAGUCGCGUCGCUGGCGCAAGUUCAUGUCGCAACGCUUAGGUCAACGGGCGAGAAAGUCGCGGUUAAAUGUCAACACCCCUCUUUGAAAGAAUUCGUUCCUUUGGAUGUCCUAUUAACACAGACAGUAUUUAAUGUUGUUGAUGUUUUAUUUCCAGAGUAUCCACUGACGUGGCUAGCAGAUGAACUACAAAAUUCCAUCUAUGUUGAGCUAGAUUUCACGAAAGAAGCAGAAAAUGCACGGAGGACUGCAGACUACUUCUCUAAUUACAUCAGCGAAACUGCGUUGCGAAUUCCGAAAGUCAUUGUUGCAAACAAGAGAAUAUUGAUUAUGGAAUACAUCGGAGGUCACCGGUUAGAUGAUCUGGCAUAUCUAGACGAGAACCAUAUUUCCCGCGCCCAGGUUUCCUCCUGCCUAUCUCACAUCUUUAAUAACAUGAUCUUCACUCCGAAUGUUGGUAUUCACUGCGACCCUCACGGGGGGAACCUGGCUAUUAGGCAUCUUGAGAAGUCCAGGGGGCAUCACAAUUUCGAGAUUAUUCUUUAUGAUCAUGGUUUAUACAGGCACCCAACUACUGAGAUGAGGCGUGAUUAUGCAAAGUUUUGGCUAGCACUGCUGGACAAUGACGUCGCCAACAUGAAAAAAUACGCUAUGAAAUUCGCAAACAUCAAUGAAGACCAAUUCCCGCUUUUCGCAGCUGCCAUCACGGGAAGAAGCAUUGAUGCAGCUCAAAGCUCUGAUAUUCUAAAGCCGAGGUCGGAUGAAGAAAUACGAGUGAUGGCUGAUGCUCUGAUGGAAGGGUCACUCUUGGGCGAUUUGAUGACAUUUUUGUGCAAGGUCCCAAGGGUAGUUCUUUUGAUUUUGAAAACAAACGACCUCACUAGACACUUGGACGAGUGCUUACAAAGUCCCCUCAGCGUUGAACGAACUUUUCUAAUAAUGACGCAGUACUGUGCACGCACAGUGUAUGAAGAAGUCCGUCAAAACAUCAACGAGCAAUACCAGAAAUGGUCACUAACAUGGAUUUUUAAAGAAAUCACAGCGUGGUGGGAAUAUGAGAGGAGAAAAAAUCAAUUAGUACUGUAUGAUUUGGGAUUUUGGUUCAAGAACCGUUUUUUAUAG
Molecule: messenger RNA, 1698 nt
Organism: Lachancea thermotolerans CBS 6340
Lineage: Eukaryota; Fungi; Ascomycota; Saccharomycetes; Saccharomycetales; Saccharomycetaceae
Gene: CQD2
Product: Cqd2p
Exons: 1
Coding region: 1-1698 (565 amino acids)
Biological process (GO): mitochondrion organization; lipid homeostasis
Cellular component (GO): mitochondrial inner membrane
Source: RefSeq, a predicted model, not a curated record